AGAGGAGGAGCCGCCUCGCCGCGGACCGUGCCGGGAACAGGGCCGGUCGGUGUAGCCCUCGUGCCUUGCAUCUGCUCACCCCUUCGCCUUCCCCCACCACCACGCGCCCAGGGCCGCUGAGCCGCCGCUCCCAGCCGCAAGCUGUGAGGAUAAUGGACUGAUGGGGAUGGGGAGCCCACAGUGGAAGCAGAAAGACCAGUCAGGAGGCUACUGAGCCUGCUCGGGCAAGAAAUGCUGGUGGCCAUGGGGAUGAGCCAAGUGGAUGGACCGAUUCAUCCAGGGUUCAUUGGAAAGGGUACUGUGACCCAGACAAAGUGGACCCAGAGAACAAGAGCUGUGGCUGACCACAUCCCACCCAGGCUGAUGUGACAAUUAAAAUUUAAUUUCGUUAGUUGAUGAAAUGGAUAGCAUCAUCUUCCUGACGGAAAGACAAGCAAGGUCUAGAGGAUUCCUAUUGAUGUCUACUAUCAGCUGAACACUCUGUGUGCUUUAUGUUUUCAAGUCGGCAAACAUUUACUGAGCAUCUACUAGGUACAAGAUGAACAUCUGCAACAAGCCUUCCAACAAGACAGCCCCUGAGAAGAGUGUGUGGACAGCGCCUGCACAGGCCCGCAGACCGUCCCCCGAGCUGCAGGGCCAGCGGUCACGCCGGAAUGGGUGGAGCUGGCCCCCUCACCCUCUCCAGAUUGUGGCUUGGCUGCUGUACCUCUUCUUUGCUGUCAUUGGCUUUGGGGUCCUUGUUCCCCUCCUGCCUCACCACUGGGUGCCCGCUGGCUAUGCUUGCAUGGGCGCCAUCUUUGCCGGCCACCUCGUGGUUCACCUGACCGCUGUCUCCAUCGAUCCAGCAGAUGCCAACGUGCGGGACAAGAGCUAUGCAGGGCCCCUGCCCAUCUUCAACCGCAGCCAACACGCACACGUCAUUGAAGAUCUGCACUGCAACCUGUGUGACGUAGAUGUGAGCGCUCGCUCUAAGCACUGCAGCGCCUGCAACAAGUGCGUGUGCGGUUUUGACCACCACUGCAAGUGGCUCAACAACUGCGUGGGCGAGAGGAACUACCGGCUCUUUCUACACAGUGUGGCAUCUGCCUUACUGGGUGUCCUGCUCCUCGUGCUGGUGGCCACUUAUGUCUUUGUGGAGUUCUUUGUCAACCCCAUGCGGCUGCGCACCAAUCACCACUUUGAAGUCUGCCUGUGCCUUGCAGUGCUGAAGAAUCACACAGAUGUGUGGUUUGUGUUCCUGCCCGCUGCCCCUGUGGAGACACAGGCUCCUGCCAUCCUGGCCCUGGCCGCCCUACUCAUCCUUCUGGGCCUGCUUUCCACAGCCCUGCUGGGCCACCUGUUCUGCUUCCACAUUUAUCUCAUGUGGCACAAGCUCACCACCUAUGAGUACAUCGUGCAGCAUCGCCUGCCACAGGAGGCAAAGGGGGCCCACAGGGAGCUCGAGUCAUGUCCCCCCAAGAUGCGGCCCAUUCAGGAGAUGGAGUUCUACAUGCGGACCUUCAGCCACGUGCGCCCAGAACCCCCUGGCCAGGCCAGGCCUGCCACAGUGAAUGCCAAUCUUUCCCAGUUCUUUGCCACCCGAGGCCAAGUGGAACCCCCACCACCCUCCUCCCCAGAGACUCGGGCUCUGCCCCCCCGGAUCCAACCCCAGAAAAAGAGGAAGCGGCGUGUGUAUAAGGUGCCAACCUCUGGGACCUUGGACCCUGAAUCGCCGCUGCCCAGGCUGCCGGUGCCCUGGGCCCCAGGCCGCAGCUCCAGCUCGCCAUCGGACUCCGCGGGCCUCAGCCCAGUGCACGCCGCUGGGCCUGCAGGCGCCUACCACUCGGCGUCAGCCGAGUCCAUGGACGAGAUUCCAGUGGCCCAGACGCGCCUGGGCAGCGCCGCUCUGGCUGCCCCAGGGGGCAGGGGCCGAGAGAUCGGGCUGGCGCUGCAGGUGCGUGCACCCGCGGUUUUUGUGAGCCCGAGCAGCGGCGAGCCCGGAGCGCGGGGUGGCCCGGAGGCCGGCCUGGCUUAGUCGGGUGGAGAGGCAGGAGGGCCAAGG
Molecule: messenger RNA, 2041 nt
Organism: Zalophus californianus (California sea lion)
Lineage: Eukaryota; Metazoa; Chordata; Mammalia; Carnivora; Otariidae
Gene: ZDHHC1
Product: zinc finger DHHC-type containing 1
Exons: 13
Coding region: 539-2014 (491 amino acids)
Biological process (GO): peptidyl-L-cysteine S-palmitoylation; protein targeting to membrane
Cellular component (GO): endoplasmic reticulum; Golgi apparatus
Molecular function (GO): protein-cysteine S-palmitoyltransferase activity
Source: RefSeq, a predicted model, not a curated record